GCUCUCCAGGGUGUCAAGCAGAAGACUUCUUUUACCUGGAGAUGUUAGAGACUGAAUCUGGAAUCUUUUGCUUCCAAAGCAUAUGCCGUAUCACUAAUGUAGCCUUAUUGGAGUUCACUGAUUGGGUCUGCGUUGCUCCGGGACAGGAGGAAGGAAGUCAAACGACACCGAGGUUGGUUCAAAGAAUGGGUUUAUUCUGCUCUCCGGAUAGCAGAAGGCACUUGCGUGGUGAGUCCACAGCAAGUCCAAAGAAAUGAGAAGUUUCAUGCAGUAUAUAUAUCCUCCAGGCACCCUCUACCUCCUUCCCCAGGAAUCCAAACACAUCAGCCUAUGUACGCAGGUUGACAUCAGAGAUGUUCCUGCUCCGGCACUCCGGUUGUGUCUGUCACUCAUUUUCUCCACUGGACACAUAUUUUCAGACUGCUUGCUUUUUAUUUAAGUUCAUUUCCUUUGUUAUUCUGGGUUGUAAGCAACCUAGAAGAUCCAGGGAAAUGGAAAGGUGGGGUUUUUUAAAAAUCUUUUAAAAAAAAGAAUAACUAAAGAAAUAAAUGCAUUCCAAGUUGUGUUCUCUGGUACCCAAAUCAGACAUUCAGGAAGCUGCCAUCUGGACUCAGUCUAAAAAGAGACAUUUUACAAGCUUGCCAUCAUUGUAUUGUUGAUGUCUGACAUAAUCCAGAUGGCUUGGAAAAAAUCUCCUGUCUUGUUCAUUAGCUUGGUGAUGCCAGCGCUAUGUAAAAUGUGACAGAAGAAAGACAGGAUAGGAAGAGGAGAAAGGAGGGCAAGAGAGAAGGGGGGGGAAAUCCUGUGCAUUUUUUAAAAAAGCAAAAUAUUUUCUCCCAGUUGCUGGGAAACUUUGUGUCCACUAAUAUUUGUGGAAUCGAUAUGUAAUUUACUGUUACUGCAUUCCAUCAUAAUCAGCCCUGGCUCAGUGUUUAGCCAAACACAGAAAAUCUGCUAUAAUGAUUCAAAAAUGUUUAAUUUAAGAAUUUCUGCCCCAUAUGAAGGGCAGGCCUGUAUUUCAUUAUUGAUGGCAAUUAGUGCAGGGAGGCAGAUGAGAAGGAAUUUGCAGGCAGAAGUGAGAUUGUAUCACCUGGAUAUGCUGUGCUCAGAGCAAGGAUAAGGGAGAUAUUUUAUUCAUUUAGCAUUUAAAAGUGAACCUACCUAAUUUGUGCUUUAAGAAUGACUCCAACAUUAGAAACUAUUCUAAGCAUAGCCAAGUAUAGGUGUGCUGCUCAUUGAUUUAGUUCAAUAUUUUAGUAGAUACUCUAAUAAGAUGUUUCCCUUUUGAUAUAAUGAAGUUCACUUCCAAUGAAUCUCUAUUGUCUGUGUUAACUCUUGGGGUGCCAAACUCUGGAGAGCAUCUGGGUCUCAACAUCAAAAGAACAAUCAAAAGAACUGCGUGUCAGGAUUGCAUGUUAAAAUUGCAGACUUGAAUGCAAGCUGCACCAUCUCUCCUCCAGGAUGCUUACUGUAAGUUGUGGAAGGAGUGCUUGAGCAGAUCCAUUCUGUCUACUUGCCCCCUUUCAGCCCCCCCCACCAACCCAGUACCUUCCAUAUUUCUUGGAAGCUGAGAUGCCUUUAGACUAUUUAUCCAGUUGGGUGCACCUAUGUGACCUUAGAGUGGGCAGUACAUGCCAGCAGUCUCUUCCUCUGCAAAGCGUGUUCUCCCUGAAAUGAGAGCACGUAUUGCGGUGGGGUCUGCCAAGCCAACCCUCUGUUGCCAGGCAGGUAAAAGUGAGCUGGUCUGGAGCAACGAUUGGAUGACCAGGUUGCUGGGGCAAAUUGCAUGUUGCAAUGUGGUGGGUGGAACCAGAGGCUUUAAAUAUUGGGGCACUCAGCUUUUGCUUUCUCUUUCGCUGAGUGCAUCGGAUCGCCCGCCCUGAGUUCCGGUUGACCUUGCUAUGCCUGUCAUGGGGUCGUCUGCUUUGGAGCAGGGGCCUAGUAGGAAUUUUGUCCAUUUGGCUGAUUGGCUGGUGCCAUUUGGUUUUUACCUACUACUUAGCAAUUUGUCACAACUUGUAAGGUUGUGAUUAGGCAUUGGUUAUAAAAAAUUGGUGGAGGAGGGGUAAGGAUAGGCUGGGCCUGCCCCUCCAAUCGUGGUGUGGAAGGGAAUUCGUCCAAUCCCUGAAAUGGGACCAGGGUCGGCAAGUUGGGUGAGCGGUGAGGGACUGUCACUCAGCUCAACUGAUCCCCAAUAUUGCUUUCCCUUCACUUGCUUCCGAGGGAGUUCAGAAAGUCAGUUCUGUCCCAGGCGGGGGGACAGAUAGUCUUAACCAAUGCCUAAGCAACCAUUCACAGAUUAUGUAUUUUAAUAAAGUUUUGGCCAAAAGUAUGCCAAAAACCUUAAACAAAAUUAUGUGUGAAUUGUGAAUUUAUUUUGGGGGUGGCUUGGGGACCUUGACACGCAACAUCUCCAACUUUGCCUGGUCUACUUCUUACUUUCGAAAGUUGAAUGCACUGCAAACAAAUGGAGGCAGAUUCCAGCAGCUUUCCACUGGGCACCCUUAGGAACCUGAUCACAGGGAAGCUUCUAAGCAUGAUCAGCAGAACACAAUUAGAAUACAGUGGUACCUUGCGUUAAGAACUUAAUUCAUUCUGGAGGUCCGUUCUUAACCUGAAACUGUUCUUAACCUGAGAUACUACUUUAGCUAAUGGGGCCUCCCGCUGCCACCGCACCGUAUCUCUCUUCUUCUCUUGCAGAUAUCUUGUGUGUUGUGCCACUAUGAUCUCUUCCCCCAUCUCCCUAUCGUGCUGAGACCACACUCCAGCCUGCACAAAUCCCCACUUGACUGCUGCAGUGAUGUGAACAGUUUUGACUUUCUGCAGGCCCUCUCAUUAUCAUGAUCAAAUGGAGCCACAUAACAUCUGAAACAUUGCACAUGUUUUGUUUUUUAAAGGUGGGUGGUAGGAGUAGGUUCCCUCUAUAAUGAAAGCCACAACUCAGAUGGGAUGCAAACUGCAACAUGGAAAGAAUCCGGCAGGGUGAAAUUGGAGCUGUAGAUUUCCAUGUCUGCUUGUCAGCAAGCCUCCCUUCCCUGCACUAUUAAUUCUUCUCCCAGUGUAUACUAGACAUUGAUCAAUAUCAUCGCCUUUCAGCCACCCCUUCCUCCGUUCCUUCCUCCAAGUUGCUUGUACACUGCUACUUUCCAUGGAAAUCUGCCCACAUCCAGACACUCAACUGCAUCCCAACUACAGUUUGGAAAUUUCCACAGCAAGGUGAAACCUCCACUGCCUCUGCUCUUUCUCUUUAUGUGAGCAGCAUCCAUUAACAGGGAGGAAGGGAAGCUUUGGAGUACAGUAGCAUCAUAGUCAUUGGCAACCAGAGUGAAGGGGCCAGAUGACUGGCGCCUGAGUCAUUGACUUCUCCUCUUUGGGAAAGGGCCACAGCUCAGUGGCAGGAAGGGAUGAGGAGGGACAAAUCCAACCCACUUUGCAUUUAAAUGAGAUCCUACCUCAUUCACAAUUUCUGAAACAAUAUGGGAACUGGAACAAAGUAAUCCUUUGGAAUGUGCACUCCUCUGAAUUUUGCAGUAUCAUUUAUCCAGCCAAGUAAUGUGUACACAAGGGACGCGGGUGGCACUAUGGUCUAAACCACAGAGCCUAGGACUUGCCGAUCGGAAGGUCAGCGGUUCGAAUCCCUGUGACGGGUUGAGCUCCCGUUGCUCAGUCCCAGCUCGAGCCAACCUAGCAGUUCGAAAGCACGUCAAGUGCAAGUAGAUAAAAAGGUACCACUCCGGUGGGAAGGUAAAUGGCAUUUCCGUGCGCUGCUCUGGUUUCGGCAGAAGCGACUUAGUCAUGCUGGCCACAUGACCCGGAAGCUGUCGGCAGACAAACGCUGGCUCCCUUGGCCAGUAAAGUGAGAUGAGGGCUGCAACUCCAGAGUCGUCUGCGACUGGACUUAACGGUCGGGGUCCCUUUACCUUUAAUGUGUACACAAAUGCAUAUACAAGGAUAAUGCAUGCAUUAAAAUGUACAUAUAAGCUGGAAAAUGUACACACACACACACACAAACACACACACACACACACAGAAUUGUUUUGCAACAAUCAAUAUACAGUGGUGCCUCGCAAGACGAAAUUAAUCCGUUCCGCGAGUGUCUUCGUCUAGCGGUUUUUUCGUCUUGCGAAGCAACCCUAUUAGCGGCUUAACGGAUUAGCGCUAUUAGCGGUUUAGCGGCUAUUAAAGGCUUAAAGGCUUAGCGGAUUAGCUGCUAAAAGGCUAUUAAAGGCUUAGCAGCUUAGAUAAAGGGGGGGAAAAGUGAAAAAAAAAUCUCAAGACUCGCAAGACAUUUUCGUCUUGCGAAGCAAGCCCAUAGGGGAAUUCGUCCUGCGAAGCAACUCCAAAACGGAAAACCCUUUCGUCUAGCGGUUUUUCCGUCUUGCGAGGCAUUCGUCUUGCGGGGCACCACUGUAUUGGGCAAAAUAGCAUAUAAAACGUGUGUGUUAGAAGAAAUUCGCACUAAAAUGCUGAUAACCUUUCAUGAGGCCUUAAGAAAAAUCACAAGCUGAUGUAGAAAUGAACAACAACAACAAAAAUAACAAAUUGAAAGAAACUGAAACUGACAGAUUCCCCAAUCUCUUCUAUUAUUAUUAUUAUUAUUAUUAUUAUUAUUAUUAUACCGCCCUUCAUCCGAGAAGCGGACACAGGAGCAAUGGAUCAAACUACAAGAAGAAGAUUCCACCUAAACAUUAGGAAGAACUUCCUGACAGUAAGAGCUGUUUGACAGUGGAAUUUGCUGCCAAGGAGUGUGGUGGAGUCUCCUUCUUUGGAGGUCUUUAAGCAGAGGCUUGACAACCAUAUGUCAGGGUGCUCUGAUGGUGUUUCCUGCUUGGCAGGGGGUUGGACUCGAUGGCCCUUGUGGUCUCUUCCAACUCUAUGAUUCUAUGAUUCUAUGAUUCUAUGAAAUAAAUAGCUAAAACAAUAACAACAAAAACCAAUAACCCCCCUCCCUCAAGCACAUUUUAAAGGUGGUAGAACAUUAAUCAGCCUUAUAAAACUAAAAAAUACAAACACAAAAUACAAAUUAACACUUAAUAACAAUUUAAAACAACCCAACCCCACCCCACCCCAAAUAAACAACACCCACCCAAGCUAAAACCCAAUCUCUAUUAACACCAUAAUUUUAGCACAAGGGCUGGCCCAUGCCCUGGUUCCACCCCGAAGUGUUGCCCCUAAAGGCAUAAUGUCCCUUUGGUAUCUUCCCUACGGGGAUAAAAGAGAGGGGGGGGAGAGUAUGAAGAAGUGUUAGGUCAUCUGAACCCCAUUUGUAGUCUGAAAUGGUACAACCCAGGCACCAUUUCAUUGACUAGAAUAUACUUGCUUUGGUAGGAAAAUCAAAGCACCAAAACUGUGUAACUUCAGACAUAUGCCAAGUUAAAAUUUAUGAUAAACUAAGGACUUAGGAUAAUAUCCUUAUGGAAAAUCUGCAGUAACAGCAGCAUUUGUGAGGAGAGUGACCAUGAGCCUAUGCAGAGUGCAUUACUCAUCACUGAGUAAUCACUCCCACUAACCGCAAAAUCAGAGCGUGCAUGUAGACUGUCCUUGAGCCAAAUGAGUCAUCAAGGAUCAAGUAGAAAUGAUCAGGAGCACACUUAAAGUUGCCCCAAGGUUAGGAGUACAUUUUUUAAAAAGCAACAACCAUAAGGUGGAACCUUAACCCACCCCCCACCCCCCAAAAAAGUCAAAGGGGACUGAUCAUGCUCAGAAGUCAGGAAAUGUACAGCAACAGUUGGAAAAGAAAAAUAGUCCAUCUGGGGUGUUGGGUGGCAGAGUGGAACCCUGAACACGAAUAAUGUCAGUAGGAGGAGAUAGACCACAGUGAUUUGUUUCAGCCACAACUCAUAAAAGCCAAUGCCUUUUCAUUGGAGUAAAAGGUAAAGGUAAAGGGACCCCUGACUAUUAGGUCCAGUCACAGACGAUUCUGGGGUUGUGGCGCUCAUCUCGCUUUAUUGGCCGAGGGAGCCGGCGUACAGCUUCCGGGUCAUGUGGCCAGCAUGACUAAGCCACUUCUGGUGAACCAGAGCAGUGCACGGAAACACCAUUUACCUUCUUGCUGGAGCGGUACCUAUUUAUCUACUUGCACUUUAACAUGCUUUCGAACUGCUAGGUUGGCAGGAGCAGGGACCGAGCAACGGGAGCUCACCCCGUCGCGGGGAUUUGAACCGUCAACCUUCUGAUUGGCAAGCCCUAGGCUCUGUGGUUUAACCCACAGCGCCAGCCUUAUUUCCCAUGUAACUAGGAUAAUUUAUAAAAUUAAAUCUGGGAGUGGUGAGUAUGCACUUUGCCACAGCUCCCCCGCCCUUCCAGAUCUCUCCCUCCCUUUCUCAACAGAUUUCAGGAUCUAUGUUCCUCCUGUGCAGAACUGCAUAGGUUCUGUAGAAAAGAUUAACAGCCCUACUUACUGAACCUUGAUAUAUUGCCCUGGCACCUGCGCUCCUGUCACUUGGCAAUCUAGCCAAGAGACAAAUUUGUGUCCCAGAGUCGUUUGUGUGUACAUUAUGGAUGCUUCCCCUGCCUAUCGGCUACACAAAGGAGCAGGCAGGCAGCAUCCUGUGCCAAUGAUGCCAAGUCUCAGAACCAUGGCAGGAGCUUCAACCAACAGCCUAGAACAGGGGGUGGGAACCUGUUUUCACCCCUAGGCACACAUUCAUUUCUUGGAAACCUUUCCGAGGGCCACAUGCCAGUGGUAGGUGGGGCCGGAGGCAAAAGUGAGCAAAAUCACAAAUGGAAAUGUUUGCCUUUGUGCAAUAAGCUAAUUUCAGGACACCCUUGUCUAUCCUCCAUGUGGGCAAGGAAGAGACAAUGUUAGAGUUCAAUGAUGCAUUCCAGCCCAGCAAAAUACUGUUAAAGAUAUGGGAGAGGGACCCCCCCAAAAAACCCCUAGAAAUUAAUAAAUGGUAGGAUUUUGAUUAUUUGGGAUGUGAAAGGAGAAAUGCAAGCUGCAGAGGAAUUCCUGAGCUCAGGGGCUUCUUACCCAUAGAGGCUAGUGAUGUGGGGAGCCAGGGCGCCACGUUCUGGAGGGCGCCAGGGAAGAGGCGGAGGCUGGAUGCGGUACCUCCCAGCAUCAGCUCACCACCCUCACCCGCCUCCGCCAUGCUGCACUGAAGCAGCGCGCGCCCGGAGCCUCCAUCUGCCGUGGCCACCACGGCACGAAGAAGCCAGCUGAGCUGGGAGGCACCACGUCCAGCCUCCGCCUCUUCCCUGCUGGAAGCACUGCCCUCCAGCCACUGCCCGCCUCCUCCAGCCCCUCCGGCAGUGCCAUCCUCCCUAAAAACCUGUGGGAAACGGGGGUGGGGGGGCAGAGGUAGGUUGCACCACGGCACUGGAUAUUAUUAAGACGGCCCUGCCUGAGCUAGCCUAUGCAGAAUGACCUGGCCAAGCUAGGGCCAUUAAGAAACAAUAGAGGGCCACUGAAACAAUGGAGGGCCAUUAAGAAACAAUAGAGGCCCAUUGAAAGUCAUUGACAAUACAAGGGAACUGUCCUCCCCCCCCCCCCCCGCCCUGAGGUGUGAACAGAGACAGGGGUUUGGAAGGUUGCCAGACUAACUGGGUGUGAGGUGACAGGUAAAGAGAGUGUUUAAGCAGAGAAAAAGAAGGAAGAAGGAGGACUGGGAUCCAUCUUGGGCAGGUUGGCUGAAGGCUGGCUGGGAGAGAUGCCUCAGACGCCAGGGCUGCACUGCUGAGGGUUAGAAGCCCCUCUUGCAAUGACCGUGCUGUAAGCUCUGGACUCCCUCCAUGCAGACUGAUGGUGUAAAUAGGUGAAUAAACCAUAUUUCUUAAAGCUACAAUAGUCUCCACCGUCGUCUCAAUUCCCCAAAGGACCACAGACCCCAUGGGUUCUUGACACUGCUUGGCAGAGAGAGGGGGAGGCACCCGACUUUUGUAACAAUACAGGGUUAACAGGCAGGGCCAAGAAAGGGUGUGGCUUGAUGAAGGUUCUGAGGGCCAGGAUUCUGAUUGAUAUUAUAGACCAUCAAGCCUUGGAAGGUACCAGAGUGGAGAAGGUUGGUCCACCUUGAGUGCAAGCAACUUUCCACAGUCUCAGGUAGAAGUCUUCCCUUUAAGUGCUAAUCUUUCAGUUGAGAUGUCAGAGUUUGUACCUGAGACCUCCUGGAGCACAAUAUGCACCCCAGCCCCAAGCUAUAGUCCUUUAAGGUAUACCAUCAGAAGAGAACAGGGGUUAAGCUCAGCCAUGACCCCCAAACCUGCUGCGGACUCAUGUGCAUAUGUGUGUGCAUACACACACAAUCUCACGGGGAGCGGUGGAGUGUUAAGCAUGGCAAAAUAAAGCUGUCAGGAAAGAGAGAGAGGCAUUGUAUAGAAAAGCUAACCUUUACCGAGCAGAAAGUCGGUCUGGAAAGGAGGGAGGGAGUCGAGGGGAGUUCUUGGCAAUAGCUUGCUAGCGAGCGCAAUUCUCUGAUAUUGCAUUAUAUAAAUGUGUCCAGAGCACUAGAGGGCCAGGAAUACAUCAUCUCUGCCAGCGCGCACUGACGGCAGCCACUUCAGAAUCCAUUGUGGGAAAUACCUUACUCACUGCAGAGCUAGGUUGUCUUUUCCUCCUCCCUGCCUCUCAGCCAAGAUUUAAAUAUCUUAAAAUUAUCCCGGAAGGAGAAGCCAAAGGAGAACGCACUUCAGCACAGGGCUGGGUCUGGCAUCGCUGUCAACCCUUUCACGGCGGGGGCUGUCAGGGAAGGACUUUAGGGGGCAGAUGCAGCCCAGCUGGUGUACCACAAGUAAGUGAAGUAAUAUCUAUGACUGCCUAUGGGGGGGAGCUGCAUAAGACCAUGCAGCCGGGAGUGUAAAAGGACCUCACUGCACCACUGCCAAUUCAUUCCCAUGGCUGCAAGGGCAUUCUGGCAUGUGUUGUCUAAAACUGGAUGGACUUUGUUAGAGCUUUGGCCAAAGGGAGUUGAAUUACCUCCUACAGCAGGGGACCAGGCAGAGGGCCUUCUCAGCAGUGGCACCCUCCCUGGGGAACGCCUUUCCGUCAGAUGUCAAGGAGAUAAAUAAUGGUACAACUUUCAGAAGACAUCUGAAGGCAGCCCUGUAUCUGGAAGUUUUAUUAAUGAUGAUGGUGGUGGUGGUGGUGAUGUUUGAUGUUUUAUUAUGCUUAUAUAUGUGUUGGAAGCUGCCCAGAGUGGCUGGGGCAACCCCACCAGAUGGUUGGGGUAUAAAUAUUAUCAUCAUCUACCACCCCUGAUUCUGUCCUCCUAUGCACUAGGGCUGCUUUCUUUUGCAAACGAGAAGAAUUCAAUCAGCUUUUAAAGACCCUUCAGUGACAACUGAGUUUAGAAAGCAAUGUGGACAUGGCAAUAAUAAUAAUAAUAAUAAUAAUAAUAAUAAUAAUAAUAAUAAAUUUAUGCCCCGCCAAUCUGGCUGGGUUUCCCCAGCCACUCUGGGCAGCUUCCAACAGAAUAUUAAAAUACAAUAACCUAUUAAACAUUAAAAGCUUCCCUAAACAGGGCUGCCUUCAGAUGUCUUCUAAAAGUCUGGUAGUUGUUGUUCUCUUUGACAUCUGGUGGGAGGGUGUUCCACAGGGCAGGUGCCACUACCGAGAAGGCCCUCUGCCUGGUUCCCUGUAAUUUGGCUUCUCGCAGUUAGGGAACCGCCAGAAGGCCCUCGGUGCUGGACCUCAGUGUCCAGGCAGAACGAUGGGGGGGGGGGAGAGAGACGCUUCUUUUCUGCUUCAAAGCACACAUUCCCUGGAUACAUGCCUAUCCUCCCACCUCAUUUCUUAUCUGAGAAGAUAAAAAGGAAGGUAAAGAGAAAGGAUUGUAUGUCGGACCUUGCUUGGACAGCUGCUGCCAGUCAGAGUAAAUAAUGUUAUGCAGUGGUUAGAGUAUUUGACUGGGACCUGGGAGACUAGGGUUCAAAUCACCACUCAGCUGUGAAACUCACUGGAAAAAUUGGGUAGAAAUGCAAUAAUCAGCCAAUACAUGUAGAUAGAUAGAUAGAUAGAUAGAUGAUAGAUAGAUAGAUAGAUAGAUAGAUAGAUAGAUAGAUAGAUAGACAGAUAGAUAGACUACUGCAAUGCACUCUACGUGGGGCUACCUUUGAAGGUCACCCGGAAACUACAACUAAUCCAGAAUGUGGCAGCUAGACUGGUGACCAGGGGCGGCCGCCGAGACCACAUAACACCAAUAUUGAAAGACCUACAUUGGCUCCCAGUACGUUUCCGAGCACAAUUCAAAGUGUUGGUGUUGACCUUUAAAGCCCUAAAUGGCCUCAGCCCAGUAUAUCUGAAGGAGCGUCUCCACUCCCAUUGUUUUGCCCGGACACUGAGGUCCAGCGCUGAGGGCCUUCUGGCAGUUCCCUCAUUGCGAGAAGCAAAGCUACCGGGAACCAGGCAGAGGGCCUUCUCGGUAGUGGCGCCUGCCCUGUGGAACACCCUCCCACAAGAUGUCAAAGAAAUAAACAACUACCUAACAUUUAGAAGACAUCUGAAGGCAGCCCUGUUCAGGGAAGUUUUUAAUGUGUGACAUUCUAAUGUAUUUUUAAUCUUUGUCGGAAGCCACCCAGAGUGGCUGGGGAAACCCAGCCAGAUGGGCAGGGUACAAAUAAUAAAUUAUGAUGAUGAUGAUGAUAUAGAUAGAUUAGAUAGAUAGAUAGAUAGAUAGAUAGAUGAUAGUCUAAUACCCCUAAGUUAGCAUUUGAGGAACAUGAGUUUUCUCCAAACCACAGCAUGCUAGCUAUAGGUUGGCAUAGAUGCCAACUCCUAGAGGCAGAGGAAGUUUCUUUUCUUUUUUUUAAUAUAAUUUUUAUAAACAGGCCAAUCAAAUCACAUUAUUUCCAAAUCACAUUAGUUCCAAAUUAUACAGCCAGAUUUUUAAAUUUUUGUUGGGGGUACCCAUACUUCAAGCUCCGAAAAGGGGUCCAAACAUCACUUAUAUUGCUGCUUUAAUUAGACAGUUCUAUCCAGUUCUGUCCAGAUAGUCUCUUUGUUACUUUCCUCAUCUUCUUGUUGUUAUCAUAUAUUCCUUUCUUUGCGAUCUCUGAUAAUCUUCACAAGCGGGUUGAAAACAAACAUCCUCUGUGUGGGUUUUACACUCUCCAAAAAUCAUAUCACAUAAGGGCAGACGCAAUUUCCACACCUCCGUAAAGAAACUUUUCCUCAGUCUGUCCGUUGAUUUUCCCAGGCUUGCCAAACAUAUCUCAGAGGGCUCUGCCAGGUCUAGAUCACAUUCCGAUAAUCAUUCACAUUCUGAUGACCCUGGUCCUCCCCCCCCCCCCGGUCCUUCUUAGGCAAGCCUGACUUGGCGAGACGCCAUUUGAAACUGCGUCAUAAAACUUUCCUCCUUUCUCUGAUGUUUACCAAUCCUCUCUUUGAUCAAUAAUUCACUCCACACAGUUCUUGAAUUCCUGCUUGUGAUUAAUAAAUUGCAACAAUUCUUCUCUCUGGGGUGGAGGGUUAUUAAUACUCACAUAAGGCAAAAAAAAAAAAUGUUUUUUCCUCAACCCCCUUUCCGUUUCACUCCAAACAUACCAGUCUUUUAAUGGUGAUUCAUCACUUGAUUUAUUUGUCCUGCCCGUCGCUCCGCUCACAGAGAUCCAUUAAUCAGCAGUCUUUACUCCCGAUCUUCGCUUGAUGUAUAUGCUUUAGCUUCUUUCCAAUUAUAUAUUUCCAAUUAUAUAUUUCGAGCUAAAGCGAACCAGUGUGCUGAUUGGAGACAGCGUCAGGAAGAGCCGACUUCACACGAAGGCUUGUGCCAAGUGUCCGCACCCCCUUCUUUCGAAUCCGGGGGUGCAUUAUGGACACCGCUGGCAAGGCAGUCCCCCCAUCCCCUUGGGGGGGCCGGGAAGGCUGCAUACUUCCCAUAGCAGCCUCUUAAUUACCUCGUGUGGGUCGGAGAGAUGUUACUGUCGGCCAUCUUCCAAUGCGCCCCCUGGGGGCCCCCCGGCAGAGGAAGUUUCAGCUCCUCUGUGCAUUUUUGAGGUGGCUGGGCCACACUGGGGGCUCUGCCACACAGCCCCUUGUGACGUUGCACACAUGUGAUAUCAGGACAUCAUGUGACGUCACGCCGGGGCCCCUCAAUCCUCUGGAGAAGCUGGCGCCUCUGUAACAGCACAUGACAGGAUAGAACUGCUCGUGUCCAAGAGCCAUUCUUAGUAUUUUGGUGAAAAUACUCCAUUCAAGGGUCGCCAAGGGUCCCUGGAGCAAACAUGGGGAAUGCAUGCAUGGCUCAUGAACUUACUGGGAUUUUGCUACUAUGGAACAACAACACCCAAGGGUAUCACCUUAAUUAAAGGCCCUGUGACAUAAGAUUACUCAGCUGCCAAGUUUGGGAACAGUUUGGCCAGAUUCACUGGCAGUCUCAGGCUUAGUAAGACUGCCUAGUUUGAACCAAGCUUCCCAUCUAUCUGAUUGAACUGGCUCAGUGAGGGAAAGGCUAACUGCGGUCUGAUGAGGCAUGCUGAGUCAUGUUGCAAAUCAUAUUCGGGUGAACACGCUCUCUCUCUCUCUCUCUCCCUCCCUCCCUCCCUCUCCCUCCCUCCAGCACUCUACUGUCUCCUCUUGCUCUCAGAAAAACUGAGACAAGAUGCAUUUGCUAUAGGCGAGCAAACAGAUAGUCAUGGAAGCCAUUGGCUUAUUACUCCUAGUUCUUAGGGGGCCUGAGUCGUUUAGGGCUUCAAACACAUCUUGCUGCUGUGUGGUGUAGCCAGUGUGGUGUAGUGGUUAAGAGUGGUGGACUCAUAAUCUGGUGAACCGGGUUCGCGUCUCCGCUCCUCCACAUGCAGCUUCUGGGUGACCUUGGGCUAAUCACACUUCUCUGAAGUCUCUCAGCCCCACUCACCUCACACAGUGUUUAUUGUGGGGGAGGAAGGGAAAGGAGAAUGUUAGCCACUUUGAGACUCCUUUGAGUAGUGAUAAAGCGAGAUAUCAAAUCCAAAUUCUUCUUCUUCUUCUUCUUCUUCUUCUUCUUCUUCUUCUUCUUCUUCUUCUUCUUCUUCUCCUCUCCACCCACAUGCCCCCAAGCACCAGUUAAACAAGUUAAUUAAACAAGUUACCCAAUCAGAACCCAGGGGGGUGGAGUCAGAGGGACUAUAAAACCAGCUCUAGGAGGGUCAAAGGGAGGAGUUUGUUAAAGAGUUCAUUGGGAGUUGGGUGGAGUGGGAGUGAAUUGGGAUAGAGUCUGGGGGUAUGUUGAGUUAGUGUAGAGAAAUAAGUUGAGUCAGGAACAGUUAGGAGCUAGGAAGACAAGUAAAUAUCUGAGAGGUGGUUUAGUGAGUGAGAGCAGGUAGCGGCAGUUAUAGGUCUGGAUAGGCACCCCAUGAUUGUAAUUGACCAAUACCGUUUAUGAAACCACCCGCUUGUUAAACUGCAAUAAAUAAACAAAAGUUUAUGUUUCAAUUUAACCCUGACUGGACUCGGUAGUGUCCCAGGUAGGGCCUGGGUGGUGGCAGCGAGAAAUCAAGUGGUGGCACAGGGAUCAAUAGACGGUGAAACGUCCGGGGACUCUGUGUGAUCGCCACAGGAAAGUACAGAGUCUUGGUGUGUGUGAGAGGGAGCAGGGUGCUUUAAAUAAGAGGUAUGAAUGUGACCCUAGUCAUUAUAUAAAUUUAUUAUGCAGCAGCAUGACUAAACUACUACCUGAACCUGCUCCCCCAGCCCCCCAACACAACUCAGCUUCUUCUCAUCCCUGUUCUUUCCCCCCUUCUGUAUCCCAUGUCUUAAAAUGUAAGCCUUGAUUUUACCCUGUAAGCCACAUUAAUUGGCUUGGCAGAACAUGUAUAAAAGAUGCAGCAAACAAGCAAGCAAUUUGAUGAGAAGGGAAUCAAGGAGAGGACCUUUCGCCUGUUGAAAUUUUGCAUGGCGUGGAAAAAAUGUGAAGUUUCAUUACCAUAGCAAGGAAGGCAAGAGGAGUCUCCUUUUUACUGAAGGGUUUUUAAAGGUGACAAAGAAUCUCUGAGCUGUUAUUUACAGUCGGGUAGGAGAAGUGGGCAGGGGGAGAGAAGUGUUUUCCAAGCCCAGAGGCUCAUUUGAGUCUUAGCUGCUUUUGGAAGUGUAUGGGCCAUCUCCUAGCAACCACGCUUCCUGCUUUCUUUCAGCUGCAGGAAGGUGGUGAGUGCAGGCCCUGGUGCUGCGAUAAUCUGCUUCUCAGACCCCCAGGAGCACUUUGAGUGAAGCUGAUCGGCUUAUGCAAAUUCUAAAUCUCAUUGCAAGAUCAACCUUUUCUUUCCAUUUCUUCCGAUAAGCUUUCUUAGAUGGCCCGAGACCCCCCUCCCGGCCCUCCAAAUAAGGCCUUCCAUUGAAAGACAGAGAGUUAAUUAUGAUAGCUCUCUGCACAUGCCCCAGAGACACACCUUUCUCCAGUCAAUGCAUUCACUGCAAUAGGAAGAGAAGAAAUAGUCUCCAAUGAAAUAUGAUAACAAACAUUAAGUUCAGAGUCAGAGGCCAAUGACUUCUGAAAGAGACUCUUAUUUGCAAGGCUAGUGAAGCAAACUAAGGAUCAAAAGUUAUCUGUGGCAGUGAUCAGACUGCAUAGGCAUAGACAGGGCAUUUGUUAUACCCCCCUAACUGGAACAUAAGAUAGUUAAUAGUUUUGUUUACAUGAGAAUUACAUGUACAUUCAAAUGAAUGAAUAUGCAGCUGUCCCAUGCAGGGAUCAAACCUGCAAACCUUGGCAUUAGCGGCGCCAUGUUCUAACCAACUGUUGUUGCAUAAGUGGGUAAGAAAAAGUAAGUUUGAGAAUGGCUCCCUGGUUCAAAAUUCAUUGUGGCCAUGAACUCAAAAGGCCAGUCUCCUCUCAGUCACCAGCUUCGCAGUGUCUUGGGACCAUAAUUUUGUUGUUGUUGUUUAGUUGUUUAGUCGUGUCCGACUCUUCGUGACCCCAUGGACCAGAGCACGCCAGGCACCCCGGGACCAUAAUACUGUCUUAAAAUUACAGGCAUGUUGUCUGGGUUACUGAGAUUGUGCAUGCAAAGUGAUAGGAGCAGGAUUGCAUACAAUGCUAGGAUCAUUUCAUAUCCCCACAUAGAUCCUUCUGGAAGAAAGAUUUGUUUGUUGGAACCGUAGAGCUGGAAAGGACCUUGCAUGUCAUCUAGACCAACCUGCUGCUUUCGACAAGAUCCACAGUGCAGGAUGGGAGCACAUCAACACCAACAGGUGGACCUCUGGCAUUUGCUUUGAUAUCUAGAGUAGAGGAGAAGCUACCCCCUCUCUCUGCAGUCUCUUCCACUGUUGAACAGCUUCUACCAUCAGAGAGUUUCUUUUCCUAAUAAGGACAGCUACAGAAUUUGGGGCUUUUGGGUUAAGGGGAGGGCAUAAGUGAUAGCUUAGAAGGAUAUACACUUCUGUAGGGUGUAGAGAAGGGACGCAGGUGGUGCUGUGGUCUAAACCACAGAGCCUAGGGCUUGCUGAUCAGAAGGUCGGUGGUUCGAAUCCCAGCGAUGGAGUGAGCUCCCGUUGUUUGGUCCCAGCUCCUGCCCACCUAGCAGUUCGAAAGCACGUCAAAGUGCAAGUAGAUAAAUAGGUACCACUCUGGCGGGAAGGUAAACGGCAGUGUAGGGAAGUUUUUAAUAUUUAAUGCUGUACUGUUUUUAACAUUUGAUUGGGAGCCGCCCAGAGUGGCUGGGGAGACUCAGCCAGAUGGGCGGGGUAUAAAUAAUACAUUAUUAUUAUUAUUAUUAUUAUUAUUAUUAUUAUUAUUAUUCCAUGCUCUGCUCUGGUUCGCCAGAAGCAGCUUAGUCAUGACCUGGAAGCUGUAUGCCGGCUCCCUUGGCCAGUAAAGCGAGAUGAGCACCGCAACCCCAGAGUCAUCCACGACUGGACCUAUUGGUCAGGGAUCCCUUUACCUUUAGGGUGUAGAGAAAGAGGUGAGCACAAAUUUCCCUCCCCCACCCUGCUUCAGAAGAAUAGAACUUGUGGACAUCCAAUGAAGAUGUUGGAAGAUUCAAGACCGACCAAAAAUAAAUACUUCUCCACACAAAAUAGAUUUAAGUUAUGGGAUUUGUUCCCACCAGCAGUGGAGCAUGUCUUUGUGGUGCCUGGGGCAGACAUGCCCGGGUAGUAUGGGGGAGGGCAGGGUGCCGAGGGCGAUGUGAAGAGGAUGCAACAGGACAGGCGCUCGCCCUUCCAAUCAGUCCAGUCGGGUGCAUGCCUGUUGCGUCUUCCUGACACCCUCUCAGCCCCAUGCUACCAAAUGCAUCCCUGAAAAAACUGCGCCCAGGGCAACAGCCCCCCUUGCCCUGCCCAUGCUAGGCCUCUGGUUUCCACAGGAGGUGUUGUUGUUGUUGUUGUUUAGUCGUUUAGUCGUGUCCGACUCUUCGUGACCCCAUGGACCAGAGCAUACCAGGCACUCCUGUCUUCCACUGCCUCCCACAGUUUGGUCAAACUCAUGCUGGUAGCUUCGAGAACACUGUCCAACCAUCUCGUCCUCUGUCGUCCCCUUCUCCUUGUGCCCUCCAUCUUUCCCAACAUCAGGGUCUUUUCCAGGGAGUCUUUUCUUCUCAUGAGGUGGCCAAAGUAUUGGAGCCUUGGCUUCACGAUCUGUCCUUCCAGUGAGCACUCAGGGCUGAUUUCCUUCAGAAUGGAUAGGUUUGAUCUUGUUGCAAUCCAUGGGACUCUCAAAAGUCUCCUCCAGCACCAUAAUCCCAAAGCAUCAAUUCUUCAGCGGUCAACCUUCUUUAUGGUCCAGCUUUCACUUCCAUACAUCACUAUUGGGAAAACCAUAGCUUUUACUACACGGACCUUUGUUGGCAAGGUGAUGUCUCUACACAGGAGGUAGUGAUGGCCAUAAACUUGAAUGGCUUUAAAAGAGGAUUGGACAAAUUCAUGGAGUAGAGUGCUACCAAUGGCUAUUCAACUGGAUGGCUUAUGUUCUACCUCUGCUGUCAGAGGCUGUAUUCCUCUGAAUACCAGUUUUUGGGAACCACAGGAAGGGAAGAAGGAGGAGGAGGAAGUGGAGGAGGAGUUUGGGUUUGAUAUCCCACUUUAUCACUACCCUAAGCAGUCUCAAAGCUCCUUUCCCUUCCUCCCCCACAACAAACACUCUAUGAGGUGAGUGAGGCUAAGGGACUUCAAAGAAGUGUGACUAGCCCAAGGUCACCCAGCAGCUGCAUGUGGAGGAGCGGGGACGCGAACCCGGUUCACCAGAUUACGGGUCCACUGCUCUUAACCACUACACUACACUGGCUCUCUGUUAUGCCUAGGUCCUGUCUGUAGGCUUCCCACAGGCAGCUGGUUGGCCCCUAUGAGAAUAGGAUGCUGAACUUUGAUGGGCUAAUGGCCUGACCCAAAAGGGCUUUUCUUAUGUUCUUAACAUUUAGACAGUUUCCUUGUGAUUUCCACCUUUUGGUAAAACAGUUGCAGAGAACAAUAAAACAAAGCAAAAGAGGUGGGAGAGAGUUAAACUCACAAAUUAACGUUCCAUUUCACGUUUUGUGACUAAGCAUUUAGAAAAUGCUUCUGGACUCUGUCUUACUAGCCCUGUUUUCUCCACUUAGGCCCCAGGAUUCAUGCCUUCAAAGUUCACGAAUCUGUGUAUCAUUUGUUCAUGAACCAUUGGUGGGUCUAAUAUGUACACUAGAUGGAGCUUGCACAACAUAUCUGUCUAGGGCUUUUCACUGCAUCAAGCCCAUGCUGUUACUUAGUUGUACCGCAUGACACACUUACUUUAGAGUUUAACAAGAAAGCAGGGUUCUAAAUACAGCAUGGAAUAGAUUGAGCAAAUGUCUGGUAUCUAAUUAUACUAGGACAGCAAGAUUCAGCAGUGUAGUUGAUUAAAUCAUUUGAAUAAAAACGUAUUUAUUCUAUUAAAAAGGCGGCUUUUUGAAGUUAAUUAUUUUAAAUAUUAAUACUUACACAUAUUAGAAAAGGCAAUACUCUUGGUUUAAGAACGAAACACCUUCUAGGCUGGUGUCUUGUGCAAUAAAGGAGUGCAUGUCCCCAAAAGAAAUUGAGAAUGCCUUGUUCCUUCAAAAGUCGUGUUUUAUUCAUCUUCAAAUGGAUGCACAUUUAGUAUGCCACCCUAUAGGCACUUACCUAGAAGGAAGUCCCAUUGAGUAUAUUGGAACUUCUGCUAGAGUAAACAAAUACUAGACUGUGCUGUAAAUAAUCAGGUAAUUAUGAAUGAAUUGAUUGAAACCAAAAUGAUUAACUGACCAAUUUCUUUUUAACCACUAGCCCUACAGCUCUUUGGCAUGUAGAAGAUGCCAGAUCCAAUCCGUGUUACUGAAUGUUAAAAGCCUAAGUCGUAUGAAAGCAGGGGAGUAAGGUAAAGUAAAGGUAAAGGAACCCCUGACUGUCAGGUCCAGUCGCAGACGACUCGGGUUGCAGCACUCAUCUCACUUUACUGGCCAAGGGAGUCGGCGUACAGCUUCUGGGUCAUGUGGCCAGCAUGACUAAGCAGCUUCUGGCGAACCAGAGCAGGGCACGAAAAUGCCGUUUACCUUCCCACCAGAGCGGUACCUAUGUAUCUACUUGCACUUUGAAGUGCUUUCCAACUGCUAGGUUGGUAGGAGCAGGGACCAAGCAACGGGAGCUCACCCCGUCACGGGGAUUCGAACUGCUGACCUUCUGAUCAGCAAGCCCUAGGCUCUGUGGUUUAGACCACAGCACCUGCCCCAAUAAUGGUCAGUGGCAAGAAGGCUGGGUCCCUGCAAGGAGGAAGGUUGAUGAUCAACUGUGAUAUUUCCAUGCAAACCACAGAUGGAAUGUCAACAUGGGAAGUGGCUUUCAUUCUGCCUGACAUCCUUUUUAUAGCAUCACUUUCCAGAUCACAAUUAGCACUGUCAAAAGACUAUGAACAGAGUUCAUUAUAGAACUGCAUAGAUGGGGAUCCACUAAGCCAUAGGUGGGGAACCAUAGACCUGGGAGCAGAAUGCAGCGCACACACCCACACCAGUCCUCUCUAUAUGGCCAUCAGGACUCUCCCCAGAUCAGAGAGGGGAGAGGGCGUAUGUGCCAAAACUAGCUCAUAAUACAAAGGCAUCACCCAGUUUUGUCUCUGGCCCAGUCCAUCACAGACACGUGGUAUUUUUUCUGCCAUGUGCUAAGCCAGACACAGCUCAAUGGGCCUGAUUUUGCCACUUGCAAAAAACUAAGGCAGUGAGGAGGUUCUCGAGAAAUUGUUGGGCCACAGUACAACGCUGGGAAGGCUGCAUUCAUUAUGAUGGGAAAUAAGUUGCACCAAGAAUCCGUGGGCCUCUGAAAGAGAAUUUUCAUGAAGACAAUUUAUAAGGCAGGGAUUGGGAACCUGUGGCCCUCAAGAUGUAGUUGGAUUCCAGUUUCCAUCACCGUUGACCAUUGGCUGUGAUGACUGGGGCUGAUGGGAGGUGGAGUCUGACUACCCCUGGAGGGCCACAGGUCCCCCAAUCUUCAGAAAAGGCAUGGAGGCCGUGACCCCCAUCUUGGAACUGCUGAUAAUCCACAUUUUCAUCCUCUGUGCAAAUUAGACAACAGUGUGAGGAGGAGAAGACUCUGAGGGGAGAAAAAGGUGAUGCAUUGGAUAGAAUAUUGAGCUUUGGCAGAGGAAAGAUACCGACUCCAAUCUCACAGAGCCUGCACAGAAGAGACAGGGAUGAACACACAUCUCUUUUUAUUUGAAAAACAAACAGACUGAAAUCCUGCUGAUAAGAUCUUUGACAGCUGAAGAGGGACCUGGGGGGCACUGGCUAAAUCCAACCCCAUACUCUCCUCUUCUCAAGCAGGUCUGAUACUAUCUUUUUCUUCUUCUUCUUCUAAUGGACUAUGCAUUUGCAGACUUGGUCAUUGAAUUAGCUACAUCAUAAUCUCUCCAUUUCCUAUAUACUGGGAGAGAAAGAAAAAUGCUUCAAAAUAGGAUAGGUUUGCCGAGCACUAUGCAUAAUAAGAGUGUUGUAGCAAUGUAUCAUUUAUUUAUUAGAACACACACACACACACACACACACACUCACACACUCACACACUCACACGCACACUAAAAGGAUGCCAAGAUAGUUUACAAUAAAGAAGCAAUUCAGUGCAAAAGAACUAAUUCUGUAUGCAAUGGAUGGAAUCCAACUAUGACCUCCUAUGAUUACAAUAGGUCUACUCCUGGCACAACAGAACUCCCCUUCUAUACAUCCACUGAAUCUGUUCAAGGGGUUCCCACCCACCCUACAUAUUUGGGGCAUAGGUGGGGGUAAAUGUAGGGGAAGGGGGAAUCCCAUUGCACUCACAGUAAACCUUGUGCAGCUGAGCUGAGUGAGUAGAUUACCACCAAAUAUAUCACAAUUACAAAAGAUCUAGGAAUUGUUCAACCAGUUUCAGAGGCCAGGGAAAGUGCAAAUAAAUAGAUAUGUUCUUAACAGCUGGCUGAAUCAACAUCUCAGUGGGGAGUUCACUCCAAAGGCUGGGGUCCACCGUGGAGAAUAUAUGCUGAUUGUGAUUAAUAUGGUGAUUAGUGCCUGGAGAGAAUGAAUGAAAAGAAUGCAUCUGUAGUUUCUGAAACAAAAAUACAACUUUGGGACAUCCUGUGAAUGACGGGUCCAGGAUGAGCAAAAGGAAGUUAUCACACAAUGCACAGUCAAUUAACAAGUGAUUGAUUACAAGAAAGGAGAUUCUGACUGAACAACAGGAAGAUCUUUCUGACAAUAAGAGCUGUCUGGCAGUGUAACAGACUGCCUCAGAAGGAGUGGGACUCUCCACUGGAUAUUUUAAAGCAGAGGUUGGAUGGCCAUCUGUCAUGGAUGCUUUAACUGUGAUUCCUGCAUUGCAGGGGGUUGGACUAGAUGAUCCUUGAGGUUCCUUCCAACUCUGCAAUUCUAUGAUUCUACAAUGAAGGAUGAGAGUUUUUUGAAACAACAACAACAUCAAAGGCUUGUCAAUAGCUGUGACCUAUGAUACCAGCUAGGAAUUGCACUUCCAAAUUUAGAAGCAGAAUAUAUUUCAGUGUCAGAGGCUGCAUAUAAACAAAACUUGACUUCCUAUAUUUUCCACUUGCUUGUGGGCCUUGUGGCCUUCCUGGGUGUUAUCUGGCAGGCUACUGCAGCAGACAAGACACGGUUGACUAGGUAGACUUUUGCUGUGAUCCAAAAUUUGCAGACUCCUCAGUCUCUGUGUAUUUUGCCUUCCUAUAGUUUGCAUUAAAAGCAACAUUGCCCUCAUCUUAUAAUUGAUCCCUCCUGAUUCUUAUUAAAGGGGCACCCAAUUGCUGUGACAUCAAGGCAUUUCUGCAAGCUGUGCAACAGCAUGUUUUGCUGUAAAGUCCUUGCAAUUGUCUCCCAUUUCCCAGGAAACCCAAUGGGGAGAACACCUUUGGCAGCUGCUAAUUGACAGCUCCCUCCUGCUCCAUAGCUCUAAUGGGCACCAGCAGAUAGAUAUGGUCCCUGAUCUCUUCCACUGCAAACUACUGUGAAUCCAUUGAUGGGUCACGGAGAGCAUCUAUAUUAUUCCUCUCUCUGUAUGCCUGUAACAUAAAGCUGAUGUUCUUUAGAUGGGCAGAUCAAUAAGGCUCAAUGCAAUUGCAGAACAUAUUGCAUAUUGAUGUGCUGGUUUUGUUGUGUUACUAUUUGGCCACGGUUGUAGCUAAAUAAUGAUUCACUACCAUGCUUUUGUUUAACCUGACUUUUUUGUUAUUUUGCUUUGUUUUUUAACUAUCAUUUUGAUCAUGGGUAGCUAACUGUGUCUUGUCUGGCUGUGAGCCUGAAAUUAAAUGAAAUUAUGUCCCACGACUCACCAUUGGGAGAAGUAUGACUUUGAGAUGUCAGUAGGGGAGGGUGGACCAGACAGAUGGAAGUGUGUGUGUGUGUGUGUUUGUGUGCAUUAGCAAAACAACACAGAGAGGGAGGGGGAGUAAAGUGGGAUCAAUCCAGAUAAUGCCUUUCCUUUCGUUAUUUAUUUCCAGGCACUCACACAGAGACUUUGAGGCUUGCUCCUUUCACAUAGUCGGGACAUGGGUGGAACUGUGGUCUAAACCACUGAGCCUAGGGCUUGCCAAUCGGAAUGUCAGCGGUUCGAAUCCCCGCGACGGGGUGAGCUCCCGUUGCUUGGUCCCUGCUCCUGCCAACCUAGCAGUUCGAAAGCACGUCAAAGUGCAAGUAGAUAAAUAGGUACCACUCUGGCGGGAAGGUAAAUGGCAUUUCCGUGCGCUGCUCUGGUUUCGGCAGAAGCGACUUAGUCAUGCUGGCCACAUGACCCGGAAAAAACUGUCUGCGGACAAACGUUGGCUCCCUUGGCCAGUAAAGAGAGAUAAGUGCCGCAACCCCAGAGUUGUUCGCGACUGGCCUUAACUGUCAGGGGUCCUUUACCUUUUACCUUUCACAUUGGUGGACACUUUAAACAUAACACAUGGGACAAAUCUAUCUGGGAAGCUGACUGACUAGGCAUCCCCCCAUACAGUUUAAAGUUCAACCAUGGCUGAGCUGCAACCACACAAUCCAUAGAAACUGUGGAACUUGUUCUCAUAGGAGGCAGUGAUGGCUACCAAUGUCAAUGGUUUAAAAAAAGGAUUAGACAAAUUCAUGGAUCAGAGGGCAUGUUUCCAUGAGGAGCUUUUCUUCCUGGUUUGGCUGAUCAACCCACAGUUCACUACCUUGGCUUCAGCUGGGUGAACAUGCAGUUGACCCUCAGUUCUCACCAAGUGCCUAGCCAAGGGUGUUCACAUCAUGACCCAAUCAUAUAUCCAAAGUGUGCCAAAACAUUCUCUGGUACUGCAAUGAAUGACAAAGUCCCUGUUCACAUGGAACACUGUGCAUCCCCAUGUACUCUCCUAGGUUGAAUCUGAUGUUUCAAGAAUGAACACAACAAGAAAAUUGGCAAUGAACAGCAAGGAGACAAUCAAGAGCUGAGCUCUGUUGCCUUCCCUUGAUAAUGUUAUUGUUGAGGAAGAAUGGUUGAAAUUUAACUAUGUUUUACUUUACUUUCUAUUCUUGUGUGUAGUUGUCCUAGCUGGGCAAGCAUGAAUAUGGAGGAAAGACACCAAAGAUUGUGCACUCAUGCACACCAGAGUUAUAAAGCAUUUGGAAGAGUGGGGUAGUUUGGCUUUUAUUUUGAUGUGGGGCAAGGCUUAAUUGGCACCAUAGCUCAGCUCAUUAAUACAGUGGUACCUCAGGUUAAGUACAUAAUUUGUUCCGGAGGUCUGUACUUAACCUGAAACUGUUCUUAACCUGAAGCACCACUUUAGCUAAUGGGGCCUCCUGCUGCUGCUGCUGCUGCUGCUGCACCGCUGGAGCACGAUUUCUGUUCUCAUCCUGAAGCAAAGUGCUUAACCUGAAGCACUAUUUCAGGGUUAACAGAGUCUGUAACCUGAAGCGUAUGUAACCUGAAGCGUAUGUAACCCGAGGUACCACUGUAGUGAUUUUGAGCAUGUACAGAGCUCCAUUCUCUCAUUAAACACCUAGCCCCAAACCAUACAGGACAACUUCCAGGUCAGAGGAUAUUAUUCACAGCAGCUCAGUGGCUGCAUUGGAUGAAGACGGUCCCAGGUUCAAACUGUGGCAUCCCCAAGACCUGCUGCCAGUCAGUGUAGCCAACACUGAGCUAGAUGGAACAAGAAUCUUACUGUAGUAUUCCGCACAUGAUUAUACAUUGGUGCAUUCAACACACAUGUCUGUACCCUUUUUUGAGGACCUCAGCCCACAUGUUGACUUUCAAAUUCACUACAGUAUGUGGAUAGUCAUUCACACAAACAUGUACAUGUGCAUCACAUAAUGUGUGAAAAGCACCAGUCCUCAUGACAGCAUCUUUCACAGUCCAAUGCUAAUCAUGUGAAUCCCAUUGAGCUCAAUGGGGCUUACAUUGUUGUCUUGUAUUAGAAAUGAUUCAGUGAGCUAGGUUCAUUUAAAAAAAAAAAAAAGAAUAUAUAGGGGAGACUAUUUGCCCAUGGUAAGUUCAUGGUACCAACAUGAAUAAGAGUUUCUGCCCUCCCCUCAAAUAGUCUGGCUACUCCCAUGGAGGAUAAAGGCCAUUUGGCAACUCUGGGUAAUUUAGAGUUUCAAUUUUAUAUGUGUCUGGGAAGUAGAAUAUUGUGUAUUAACUAUGUAGUGAAUCAAAGCUGAUUUUUAUUUUUAUUUUAAAGUUUUUUUUAUGAAAAGGUUUUGUGUGAGAGAGAAAAGCGGGGGGUGGGGCUAGAUACAACAGAAUAAAAAUGUAGUCUGUUAGAAGGGGAUGAUACAGAUAUUGCAGUAACUCCCAGAAACACAAACGUUCCACUUCCUGCAGUCUUCAGUGAGAACCAAAACCGUUUGGCAAUCCAGUCAAACCAAGCGUUUCAUCUUAGAGAGUGGGAGAGAGAAAAGAACAGAAAAGGCACGGAUCUGGGUCAUUCGCCUCCAGGGCUUUCGUCUUCUCCAUUUAGAGCACCGUCACAGAAAACAUGGAUAAAACAUUAAUAAUAUAUACUUAAAAAAAUAAAGUCCGACUGUGCCUUAUAAAGACAUUGGGAGAUUUGGCCCUAGAAAUUAGCAUUGCUGUCUGUGUCCGACUGAGAACGUGAGCUAAUCUCCUGCAGCAGAGCCGUUAAAAUAAUUGAUGAAUGUGUGCCGGAUUCCCAGGAGUGGGGGGGGGGAGGGGGGAGGUACUGAUUUCAGUUCUGUAGCGUCAGGAUUGCGUCAAUUUGGGUUUCAACCACGUCUUCAGUCUCAGAGCUCAGUUAGUCAGAAGAUCUGAACCACAGGACAAGGGCUCACGAAUCAGUGUGCAGGAAAGGAGGACUGUACUAGACCCUCCCUCCCCUUUCCCCCCACCCAUUCCUCUCUACCGCCUCCUCUUCCUUCUAAAACCUUCCCGAUCUUUCAGGCUUGUGUUUUCAUCACGUUGGAAAACAAGACUCCCUUGGUUGUGUGUACGUAUAUGCGUUUUCUCCCUCCCUCCUCUUCAGUGAGCGGCUGAGCACAGGAGCAAAAAAAGGAAAGAGCGGUUUCAGCACCUUGGAGAGAGCGCGCAGCAAGCAACAUGGCUCCGAUUGCAGCCAGCCGGGAAGAAUUUGGUAAGCGUCUUCUUUAAAAAACCCGAUCUUGAAGGCUUGAUUAAUUUCAUUUCAUUCAGGUGCUUUGGAAAAGGCAAUUAUAUGACUACUGUUUCGGGCUCCUGGGGGAAAGCCAGCGCUGGAAAGCUAAGGCUGUUCCUGUGCUCUGAUAUGAGCGACGUCAGUUGCCUCUCCUUAAAAGCAUCUUUUAUAUUUGAUGCUUGGCUUUUACAGAAGUUUUACACCCCUUUUUUAUUAGUUCUACAGUUUAUUGAUUUCCGCCGUGCUCUUUCUAUGGCUCCCAAAAAUUCACAAGUAAAAUAUAUGCACCGUGAGGUGUGUCUUUUGGGGUGGGGGUGGGGAGUGUCUGGAGAAAGAUACUGUUUGUUGUGAUCUAGCUUUAGAGAAGAAUCAGUUAUAUGCAUUUCAUUCCAAAUCCAUAUUCUACAUGUUCUCAGGAUAAUUGCCAUAACUGCUUCUUUCAAGAGAGGAACAGAUAGAUAUUUACUCAAAUAGAUUAGUCAUCCACCCACCCACUCAUCUGUCCAUAGGCUUGCUCUCUUCCUCUGCAACUGUCUGUCUCCUGUCAUUAGUGAUGUUGCUAAGGGAGUGUAUGCAAAGUACCCCUCCCUUAAAAAAUGCUUUGAACUAAGUAUUGUGUGUGUGUGUGUGUGUGUGUGUGUGUGUACAGAAACAAAAGUUAAACCCUGGUUCUCUUCUCAUAUUCAAAGUAGGCAAUUAAAAAACAACACUUUUCUGCACCAAUAUAUCUGCUUAAACUUUAAACAAGUAGGCUCGUUAUCUUUUAGACCUAGAGAGAGCUGUAUACAUUCAUAUAAAUAAAGUUGUUUCCCUCCCCUUGUCCCUAGAGGGUGGUUCAGCUAGUGACCACUUUACCUUUUUACCUUACUUUUAUUCAUGUUGUCCUGAUAGCUAUCAUUGCCAUAUGCCAGGGUAGCAGCACAGCUCCUCCACAGUCGAAGUACACCCGAGACUGUGAGAGUAAACUGUAAGUCAUAUAUGUCAGUUCCACUAGCCUCUAGAUGAAGUUAAUAGGAGUUUAAAAUUAUGUUGGCAUAGUUGAAUUCUUUGGGUCCCAACUCAAACUGGAUCAGUUCAUAUUUGUGCCGUGUGUCUAGAUUCUGCCCCUUCCAGUUAACACUUCUGUAAUCUGUCCUACUCACUUUCAGAAACAGCACAUUUUCAAACCAGUCUACCAUUUCCAUAUAGCUGCUAUAAUACCUAAGCAAUUGCUUUGCCAUAUGAAAACAGCAAGGAAGGCAGAUUGUAAGCCCACUGGCAGCUAUUGUACAGCACAUUUAGUUUUGAUUUCAUCUUGUAUCACCCCCCCUGGGUGUUUCUAAUUUCAUUUGUGACAGCUUGCUCACCUGAUAACUGACUUUAUGAGGAUAAUUAAUAUAAAACUGUGGCAUUCUUCCUCUCAGAGGCUGGGCUUGUAACUUGCACCAUCAUUCCUGCUGCUGGAGACAAUACUUCGGCAUGCAAGCUUCAAAAGAGUAUUUGCAAAUAUGUCAAUUGGCCAUUAAAAUCUGUUCAGCCGAGUUAAUGAUCCAGUCUGGCCUCUUUCCCAAAGCAUCUUAUGCAACUGUCAUUACCUCACUGUUGAUGGGUUGUGUCUUGUCUCCUAGCCCCAUAUUUUGUAUGAGGAAAAAGAAAUAAAGAAAAAGUGACCCAGUCCACAAAAAUGUAAGGGGUGGAACUGACCCAGUGACCAGUGCUCUACCCCAAAGCAAGGUUUUCUGCACACUAACCCAUUUCCAUGCCCUGCAUGUAGUAAGUUCAUUACAAAUCUACGCUAAUCAAAAGCAGUCAGCCAGAGUGAGAAAAGAUCUCCCAUGCUAACAGUCCUAUAAAAGUGGCAAGGUAGGUAGUGAGAGCUGAUGCUAACUCUUCAAUAGCUCAUUUAUAUGUGGGACCCUUCAUUUCUCCAUGGAUUUGAUUAAAAACAAUUCAAGUCAUUAUUUUAAUGCCAAGGCUGGGUGUGCAAGUCUAGUGUGUGUGUGUGUGUGUGUGUGUGUGUCCCUGUCAUUUAAACUGGAGAUCAGGGAUCUGCUUACACAAGUUUGGGAGGCUCAUUCUGCAUCUCAAGCAGAGAUUUACUUAUCCUUUCAAGGGAACUGUUCGUUCACUCUCUCUUAAACAGAGAGGAUGCUGAUCAUUUGUUAGAACACCAGCACUCUUGCUACCUUCCUGCAUAAGCAAUGCCAUUGCAUUAAUAUUUCAUGAGUCCCCCAUUUCACUUGGAGAAUGUGGACUUAGCCUUGAUUGGUGCUACCAGCGUGUGGUACUUAGACUCACUUAGAAAUGUUACUUAUGGACAGAAUUGGAUUUCCAAUUAGUGGCGUUCAUUUGGCCCUGCACUGCUUACUCAUGAAAUGCUAAUGCUCCUCUUUUAUCCAUGCGCCAGAUGUCAUUGCAGCUUUCAUGCUAUUUUCCCUAUUGCCAUUUGGAAUGUGGGCUGAUUCAUACGAGUGAUGGAAAGAAGUUCUCGGGGAAUUGAUUUACUUGCCGCGGCUGGAAAAUGUGCUUCCUUGAAAUGUUGUUUUAGAUGCCCUCAUCUCUGGGUAGCUUUGAACGUCAUUUUGCCUCUGCAACUAGAUAGAUCCAAUGCUUACAAAAUAUUAGGUGCACAGAUGGAUUUAAACAUGCACUUGCAUAGUGGACAAAUAGCACAAGGUGAAAUGGCUGGCUGCAUAUGUUCAGUGUUGCAUAGAAAACUGACACCAGGCUGAUGGCAAGAAUAUCCUAAGACUCUAAGUUUCUGCAUUUUCAUGCCAAACACCAGUCCCUUCCUGCAAUGAGGCCAUGCAAAUAUGUAGCUUCUUGAACACAAAGGGAAAUCCAUAAUAUAAAAGUGGAUGUCAUGCAUAUGACUAACACAUAUUUCAAAUUCUCUUUUAUCUACUUAGACUAAUGUGAAGGGUGUAGGAGGGAGCUAGAGAUGUUUAUAUGUGUACUGAAUUCAUAAAUUUUAUAUGGGGCAGCAGCAAAAUUGAACAGAAUCGUGUCAGUUGUUAUAAUCACAAUUGUUGAACUGUGUUUGUUCCAGGUUUGCAUGCAACAGCAAACAUGCCCAGCCAGAGUUUUCGAUACAUGUUCAUACCUGCAGGGGGCGCAACAUGAAUAGGCUUUAUUGUUAUAAAGUAUACCUAGCAGUUCAUUCUCUCUGCUUCACCAGUUGGCUCACCUUUGCAUAGUUAGUUUAACUACUGCUUUCAACCUCUGAAGUCUGCCGUUCAUGCAUUUGUUGCCAUGUGCUUUGACUUGCAGAUGAAAUUCCAACUGUGGUUGGAAUCUUCAGCGCCUUUGGGCUGGUCUUCACUGUCUCCCUCUUUGCUUGGAUCUGCUGCCAACGCAAAUCUUCCAAAUCAAAUAAGACCCCGCCUUACAAAUUUGUUCAUGUGCUGAAGGGUGUCGACAUCUAUCCUGAGAACCUCAACAGCAAAAAGAAGUUUGGGGCAGAGGACAAGGAAGAAGGCAAAAGCAAACCGGUUAUGCCAAAGACCUCUCUCCACCUUGAUCUGGAGAAACGAGAUCUGAACGGCAAUUUCCCCAAAACAACCCCCAAAAUACCCAGCUCCUCAGAUCUUGAGAACUUCACUCCAAAGCUCUUUCCUGAGAGGGAAAAAGAUUCUGUCUCCCCUGAUAGCCUGAAGUCUGUUACUUCCAUAUCUUCUGAAGAGAAGCAAGAUAAAUUAGGGACUCUCUUCUUCUCCAUUGAGUAUAACUUUGAGAAGAAGGCUUUCAUGGUGAACAUCAAGGAAGCACGUGGCUUGCCUGCCAUGGAUGAACAGUCAAUGACUUCUGAUCCAUACAUCAAAAUGACGAUACUGCCGGAGAAGAAGCACAAGGUGAAAACUCGAGUACUGAGAAAAACAUUAGACCCAGCUUUUGAUGAAACCUUCACCUUCUAUGGAAUCCCUUAUACUCAAGUCCAAGAUCUGAGCCUUCACUUUAUGAUCCUAAGUUUUGACCGAUUUUCCCGAGAUGACAUCAUUGGAGAAGUUCUCUUUCCUCUGUCCGGGAUUGAGUUGUCUGAAGGAAGGAUGCUGAUGAACAAGGAGAUCAUCAAAAAGAAUGUUAGGGUAAUUGAUCUUGAAUCAUAUUUUGUAUUAUCAACUUAUUUCGCCUGCCCUAUCUCAGCACUUAACAGUUUUUCUAAAGGCAGAAUCUAAGUAUAGCACCCUGACAACAGCCUACAUGCAUCUUGAAUAUAUAAAAUAAACUAGAGAGUCUCAACAAUGUGAAAGGAUGUCUGCCUAUAUCCCCAUUUCAAUUAUCUCAACAAGGGUUCUUAAAAUAUCUAGGUAUGAUGGUCCAGUUGUGUAUUGAUAAACCCUCAGAGGGAAGGGACUUCAUCAGUCAAGUGCAGAACAGAUAUUAUGCAGAGCUCUUAACAGUGCCAGUUCUACAGAUUGAAGAGGUAGAGUGGGCAUAUAUGGGAUAAGGCGAAAAAACAAAUGUCUGUUAUUCAUGUAUUUAAUUAUUUAUUAUAUUUAUUUGUCACUUUUUUACACCAAAGUAUCUAAAAGUGACUUACCUAUAUACCAUGGCUGAGAAACAUGUGCCCCCUCCAAUGCUGUUGCAUUCCAACCCCCAUCAACCCCUGCAGCCACAAUGGCCUGUGGUUAGGGAUGAUGAGACCUGUAGUCCAGCAAUAUCUGGAAAGCCACAGGUUCCCCAUAUCUGUGAAAUACCAUCACACUGGAGGGAGGCAUAAUCUGUGGGCUACGAUGUAACCUAGUGUAUUGUUACACUCAACAGUCUUAAAAAUGAAAUAAAUCAAAAACCGCUUGGGGGGGCUGAUUAGGAACAGACAGAUAGAAGCCGGGAGAUUUUAACCCAUUGGAUUGUGCCAUUUUUCUCCACUCAAAAUGAUCCCUCCUGCUUUUACUUGUACCUCUGUAGGGUUCCAUACAGAUGUAAAUCAAACUCUUAAGCCCUUCUCCUCCCAUCUUAGGUCUACAUUCCAUGACCUACAUUUGCAAAUCCUCUAGGUUAAAAUAAUGUUAUGGGCUCACUGAGUUUCCAUGUGGUGAGAGGUUUCAGGGGGAUAGACAACACUGUGUCAACCUUUCAGCUUUGUGAGCAUGAGUACCUAUGACUUGGAAACCCAUUGUGAUGAACUAGAAGAUUCCCACUGUUUUCUGUGGGUUUUAAGCAGCAACUCAGUGUGUGAUCCUGCAGCACGUAAUUGUUACCAGUGGGAUUUCUGCAUCCAAUAUAUACUGGUAGUGGAUUUAAUUAUCUGAGUGCAGAUCCAUAUCCAGUACAGCAUUUUGUUGGCAGGUCCUACCUGUGCAUAACUGAAAGUGGUAUUGGAACACUAACUGCUCUUUCCAACAGUCACAAGUAGUUCUGUUGAAGUUCUUGGAUGAGGUGGGAAUGAAGUGCUUUAGAUUAUAGAGUAGAUGUGGUCACCAUGUGACCUUCCGGAUGCUAUCAGACUCCAGCUUCCACCACCCCUUAUUAUUGGCCAUGCUAGCAGGAACUUAUUAGAGUCCAGCAAUGUCAGAUUAGCCAGUCCUAGCCAAGAUUAGCCAGUCCUAGCCAAGUGGUCUGGGCCACUUCAGCUGGAAAAUCCAUUGUAAUCUCCCUUUCCCUCCCUCCCUCCCUGAACAUUCUUAAAGAUUGUGGCAUUUGAAAAUGGCAAUCUCACCUGCAUUCUGCAAUGGAACUUAUCCCCUUGAGAUUCUUCCUUCUCCUACCAGUGUAGACUUAGCUUGGAUUACUUUGAAUCCAGGGGACAGUGCAAAUCUUAGCAGGAUAUCUUACCUUAAGUAUCUCACAACAAAAGUGCAACUUGGGUCUGGUUCAGGCAAUGUUACUUUUAACACUUACUCAACACUUGUCUCUCAGGAAAAUAAAUAAAUCUCCUCAGUGGAAAAGGAGUGGGUUUGAGCUCCUAUUGGGUGAUAUAAAAGUGCUAUUGACAAUGAUUAACUCAUGAUGGCACAUUAACACAUGCUGGCUAUAGUGGCAACAUGGAUAUGCAAAUCUGACCCAAAACAACAUAUAACCUAAAGUUUGUUGGAUCAAUAGGUUCAUGAGUUCCAACCAAAUGCAAACUCUAUAUCUAGGCAGAAGUUGCUCCAUUUGAAUCUGAAGUCCUUGAACAAAGACCAAUACGGUUACAUUGACUUCAUCAGUGAAGGAAAAACAGUUUAAUCCAAGAGCUUAAUCAAGUGGUGGGCUGUAACAGUGCAAUCAACAUUGCAAUAAAGUCAAUGGCAAAAUAGAAAUAAAAAAUCUCCAUUGAUUUCUAUGGCUAUGAGUAUUAGCCUGCAUCUCCAUGGCUAUGAUCCAUAUGCAGUUAACCCUGUUCUCCCUCUUUGUGUCACUUCCUUUCCCCCCUCCCACUCCACCUAGUAGAUUAUUAUGGGAGUGACAGAUCACUCUUGCCAGGGGGUUGAGUUGAUAGUUUACAGAUGGAUUUCUUUUCCCAGGGGUAUGCACCAACCACAAGAUUCAUUUUGGUCCCUAAUCCUGCACUUCAGAAAAUAGGCCACGAAGUAUUUUGUAGGCUGCCCAAUUCAGCACAGCAUCAAAGUUUGAGUCUGCUUUAGGAAAAUUGGGUUUAAUCACCAUUGCCUCCUGGAAAUUACUAUUGGGAAUUUUGGGAAGACAAGCUAUAUGUAUUUUCCCUGUUGACAGAAGCGAAUGAAAUUUUAGGCAUAAUAGCCUCUCCAGAGUGGAUAAAGCCUUCCAAAUAACAGGCAGAUAGGUCUAGGCUUUUAUUUCAUUUUCUGCUGCUGUGCAACUUUAAAGUUUGUUUUUGUUUUGUUUUUUAAGAAAAGGUAUAAAGUUUUCCAUUUUUCAUUUGGCAGAAAAUGAUGGAUUUUGCAGGCAUAGGAUAUGCAAAAGGAUAUCUGCAGAGUUAUGUUCCAGCCUUUACAAUUUUUGGGGGGGAUAACAAUAUCACUUAAUCUCCUGUGAUGUUUUCUGGGCAAUUGGUCUGAAAAUAGCAGAUAUGAGAGAUGUUCCAUUGGUAAGAAAUCUGCCAAAUUUCAGACAAGUAGGUCAAAGGGAAUUUGUGCUAGGCUUCUUUAAAAAUAAUUGGGAUUCACUUUCCAGGUAAAAUAUUUAUCUCUGAUUAUCUGUCAAUGACAGUAAAGCUCUCCCUCCACUCUACCUUCACAUUUGCCUUUGUGAUUCCUCACUCUCACUCCCAGCCUCUCACUUUCCUUAUAUGGUAAACUUAGAGACAUUAGUUUUGCUUUUAGCAGACAAGUUUUCUGCAGUUCUUUUUUGUGUGUGUGUGAUUCUGAGUCAUAAAGAUACCACGAGGAGCUUUGUAUUGUCUUCUCUUGGUUCGGGGUCCCUCAGAUAGAUAUCAGACAAGUUCAGAAUUCCUCAAAAGCAACUCACUUUGGCUCAGGAUUUAUCCAUAUCCAUUGCACAUCUAAGUUUCCUCCUUCUCCUUCCACUUCUCUACUGAUUUUGCCUUUGUUCCUGGUUCCACCCACCACUGCUUCUUUCCACCAUCUGGUCACACCCACCUAUGUGUAAUUAGUCCAUUGGGCAUCUCCAGCUCUCUGGACACUCUGGUUGUCAGCUACUGAAUUAACUCAUAGUACUUGCACAACCAAAAUCUGAGUCCUCGAACAAUUUAGUUGAAGUUACCAGUAGUUCAUUACAUCUCACCUGGCCAAUCAGGGUAAGCAUGUUUUAGAAUAAAGGCAUUGGUGUUUUGAAUAUCAGUUGUUCUGGCACCAAUCCUGAGCAUUUUACUUUGAUGUAAGCCACAUAAAAAUCAAGGGGGCUUGCUUCCAAGUCAAAGUCUUUACUGUGUGUUUGUAAAUUGAUUUGGAAGUCACUUCAACAUAAGUGGAAGCCCAUUUAUUUUUUAAAAAAAUUCCAAACCUAAUAGAUGUCUCAAAGCCUGGGCAACCCAUAGCCCUUCCCGAGAACCUGCCUGUGUAUUGACUUUUUAGUAAUUGCUUUCAAAAGAUCAAGCGUCAAAUCAAAUUGCUUCUGUGUGUACCAAGCAAUAUUCCCAUCUGCAGCUUUUAUGGUUUUUAAUGCAACAAGCCCCUGUGUGUGACCUGGAGUGUUGAAGCUUCCAUGUUUUCUAUUUUCAUACUUAAAUAUUUUCCUCUAUCAAGGGGACUAUAUUGGUUUUGUAGCAGGGGGAGGGGAGAGAUCUGAUUUGUACCUUACGUUCUCAUAAGUCCAUCAAAACACUAAUUUGUCAGAUGCUAUUUGUGACAACAUUUCAAUAGACUGGCUGGCCAAGGAUUCAAUAUGCUUUAAAACCACAAAUAUAUAUAGUCAUAGUUGUGAGUUGCCCAUCUAGUAGCAGAUCUGCAUAUACAUCAUUUUUUGGGUGGGGUGGGAUAGGGUGAGGCUAGGGUAAUCCCAGACAGAUAGCCAUCUUCAAAUAUUUGAAGGGCUGUCACAUGGAAGAUGGAGAAAGCUUGUUUUCUGCUGCUGCAGAGGGUAAAACCAACACCAGUGGAUUCAAAUUACAAGAAAAGUGAUUCCAACUAAGCAUUAGGAAGAACUUUCUGAUGGUAAGAGCUGUUUGACAGUGGAACAGACUACCCCAGAAAGUGGUAGACUCUCCUUUAUCGCAGGUUUUUAAGAAAAGGCCAGAUAGACAUCUGUCAGGGAUUCUUUAGCUGUGAUUCCUGAAUUGCAGGGGGUUGGUUUACAUGACCCUUAGGAUCCCUCCCAACUCAACAAUUUUACGAUUCUUUGAUGUCUGCUACAUAUGAGCUAUCUUUCUAAUUCUCUAGAAGUCCUCCGGACGCGGCGAGCUGCUGAUUUCUCUCUGUUACCAGUCUACAACAAAUACUCUCACGGUGGUUGUUUUAAAGGCCAGACACCUACCCAAAGCUGAUGUUUCCGGAUUAUCAGGUAAUGUUAAAAUGCUGCAUUAUUACAUGCAUACAUUUGGAUUUAUAAUCAACACUGUCAUAGACUUAAGAGCUUGGACCAAGAAGUAGCAAAGGAGUAGGAGCUGUGCCCUCCCUCCUUCGCUCUAUUCAGUGUGGGCCCUGGCUAGUCACCUGUUCAAGGAACUGAGUAGGAAUAUUUUGGGUGGCAGUUCUUUAACUAACCUUUAGGGACUUCGUUUUUGGUUUGCUCCACACCAGGCUUCUUCAACCUCGGCCCUCCAGAUGUUUUGCGACUACAAUUCCCAUCAUCCCUGGCCACUGGUCCUGCUAGCUAGGGAUCAUGGGAGUUGUAGGCCAAAAACAUCUGGAGGGCCAAGGUUGAAGAAGCCUGUUCCACACUGUUGGGUAACUUGAUUGACAAUUUGGAGAGCAGCUGGUAUUUGUUUCUCAUUGAGCAUGGAGUCCAGGCAGGUAAGGAAGUUGGGAAGAAUAAUUGUAGACAUACGAUGGGAUUAUUGGGUCAAUGGCACCCUUUAGGGAUCUGCCAGUGCUUUAUGCCUGGGGGGAUUUAAUGGGGUACCCUUUAGAUCUGUCUUUCACAUUUUGGGUGAACUCUGGGCAGUAGAGCCUGGGUGUGCUUCUACCCAUGACUCAUCUAGCAAUGAGGGAGUCCUUUCCCACCCCUCCUUUAUGAGGAGCCACAGACUGCAGCUGUGUCAUCUAUUCAGUGGUCUAGAGGGAGGUUUCCCUACCAGUUAGAUGGAAUUCUCACCUGCUCAUAUUUUCUGAAUUUUUGGUUAUUUGGAUGUUCCGUGAAUUAGUUAUAUUUUAACAAAUAUAAGCUAUCUCCCAAAAUGUUUGUCAUAAGUCUGCUUUACAGGUGUGGGGGCAGAGGUAACUGGAGUGGAGCUGGGUGGUUCUGCCCAUCCCUCAAAUAACCGAGAUUCAUAGAAUUGAUUCUAUGAUUUGGAAGGUACCCUGAUGGUCACCUGAGUCCAACCUCCUGCAAUGAAAGUGAAAGAAAGUGAAAGGGAUCAUGAAGAAAAUGUGACAUGCUGAAAGACCCAUAUAAGAUGGGGCAACUAGAGAAGAGACCAGCGCAUCUGGAGGGCAUCUGAGGGGAGGGCAUAUGGUCCCUGGAGCGAAGACCAGCACAUUGUUGUGUCUACUGGGGGACAGAAGAACAAGGAAAAUGUGGCUUAAUGGUGAUUGCAAUGGGGUGCAUUAGUGAGAGCGCCAGAUUAUGCUGUUGUACCUCCAGUUGUGCCAAGCUUCUCACCACCUUGUCCCUUACUGGUAAAUGCAACAACCGGUGGUCAGGUAGCAUGCAAGCAUAAGCUGGCACAUUAUUAUUAUUAUUAUUAUUAUUAUUAUUUGGAGCUUUUCCCCAGUGGACAAAGCUAAUCUUGCCAAUCAGUUCUAGCCAGAUUCUCCUGCACAGGAAUAACUGGUAGAGAUGAAAGCAUGGUGAGAACCUUAGUGCAGGGGAAGACAAGGAAGUCUGGACUAUUGGACUUGGUUCUUCAGCAGUGUGAUAUUGGUUGGAUUUUGCUUGUCUUUUGCAGACCCCUAUGUGAAAGUGAACCUAUAUCAUGCCAAGAAAAGGAUCUCCAAAAAGAAAACCCACGUCAAGAAGUGCACCCCCAAUGCAGUGUUCAAUGAACUUUUUGUCUUUGAUAUUCCUUGCGAGGGUCUCGAAGAGAUCAGCAUCGAAUUCUUGGUUUUGGAUUCAGAUAGGGGAUCCCGGAAUGAAAUCAUUGGCCGGUUAACCUUGGGGGCUUCGGCAGAAGGAACAGCAGGAGAACACUGGAAGGAAAUCUGUGAAUAUCCUAGGAGACAAAUUGCCAAAUGGCACAUGUUGUGUGAUGGCUAACAGCGGAAACAAGAGGUUGGAACUUUUAAACAAAAAUUCCAUAGGCAAGGAUCAGUUUUCUUUCUUUGCAAUGUAUAAUCACAGGCUUGUGACUUUUUUUAAAAGACAUUUUUUUUGUUACUGUUAUUAGGACUGAAAUGAAUUAUCAAAACAGAAGGUAACUAACUUUUCUCAUUCAGUUCAGGCUCUCUCUUUUUUCUUUUGCAAGCUAUACAGAAAGUGACGUAAUAUCAUCAGAGGUUCAUAUUCUACUGGAGUUUACACAGCUAUAGAGACACAAAAUGCUGUAAACACAAUUAAGAAGUCUUGUUUUUUAUUAUUAAAGUACCAGGAACCCUAGAUUACUGCUGUCACCCAGAUGAAGAUAAUCUCAUUAAUAUGUGUUGCUAAGUCUAGAAGCACCUGCAUUUUGUAAAAGUUUAAAAUAAAAAUCUGGAGAAAUGGAGUGUAUGGGGAGGGCAAUCCCUUCAGCAUCAUAAUGUGCCACAAACAUUAUUUUAUGGAAACUCAACCACUUUUCAUAAGGUUGAGUAUUUAUACUUUGAGCAAUCCAAAAACUCAAGAGAUUUUUGUCAAGCCACACUGCAUAGCUAUGGUCCACUUUUUUAAUUAACCCGUGAGGUAUAGUUUAGAUUUCAAAGAGAGAAAGAGAGAGGUUGGUUCCAUUAGCUUACAUUCAAAUACUCUGUAAGUAUCCCCAAAAUAACUCACUUUGUUUAAUAAAGGGCUUAGACACUGAUGUUGGAGAGUGUAAAUUUUACAGUAUGGUUAGGAUUUGUGCUUCAAGUAUAGCCUGUGGUGGGAUUUCUUUAAUUUUUUGGCCAAAAAACCCCCAACAACAUUGAAAAUUUAUAACCAAUUGAAAAUACUGUAGAGUGUUAUAUCUUUCACCCGGUGUAUUUUGAAACAAUUACUGUUUGAACUGAAACUUACGGUAUCCCUUAUAUCUUUCUGUUUGAUUAUUCUAAAAAGAAAAUUAAAAAUCCUAUAGAAAAUUUAAAAAGAGAGGAGAUACGUACAAAGCACUGAUCCUGCAAAAAAAUAAUAAUCCAUUCUAAGUGGGUAAAGAUUUAAAAGUGGGUUUUAGCAGAAUCAGGCUCUGGAGCAAGCUUUAUACCUCAUGCUGACUAAUGUGUAAAUGAGCUGUUUGACCAUAGAACUCACUUAAUUAGCUGUCAUUCAUGCCACUGGGCAACUGGGUAGAACUCUGGAGGGUGGGUGGGUAAUAUUAGGAUCAUAACAUGAUGGUAUGCAUGUGAUAAUAGGAUCAGGAUUUUUUCCCCAGAUUAGGAGGAUGAAGUGUAAUUUAAGACCAGCCCAGCCCAACUUGUGACCUGCCAAGCCAAACCCAGGUAUGUGAAGUGUCCUGUUAACUACUUGCUUGAGGACCCACCAGGAAAAAAAUGCAUCCUCAGGCCAAUAUUAAAAGCAGCUUUGCUGAGCCCCUAGUGGGCUGGUUUACAUAGUUUGCGGGUUACAUUCUACUUGGUCGAUUGCAAAUUGUGUUGGCCCCUCACAAAGGAAACAAAGGCACACACACACACCUAUUGAAAUCCUGUGAAACUUAUUCAUGUGUUUACACUAGAAACCAUUUUUUUUAUCUAUCAGAUUAGCACAAUUGUAGUAGUAGAGUUUCUUAUCCUGUCCUCUUUGGGUAGAUACUUGAGAUACAGGAGUAUCCUUUCUGUAGAUAUUAUGGUUCUGCAGUGGGGUGGGGUGGGUUUGGAUGCUACUGAAGGAGAUUCUCCAGAAUCAUAUUUGCCUUUGUGUAAGUUUUUUUAUAAAGUCCCAUUGAGAAAUGUAUGUGAAGAACACAGUGAUACAUACUCAUUGCUUUGGAUGUUCCUAGGUUGAUCCUGCAAGCAGGAGUCAUCAAAGAUCUAAUAUCCUUAUUAUGGGAUCCUUCCUGCAAGCACAAUGCAGAUAAUCCAGCCUGAUAUAGAAUUUUCCAGGCAUGUGUCUCUACGGAAAUCAUUCUCAAUGGGCUGCAGUGGAGGCAAAGGUUAUGUGGAAAGUUAAGGAUGAGAGUCUUGCUUUGUUGAAAGGGUCACAGGUUCAUUCCCUUCCUGUAAUUGUGCCCCAAUGCUUUGUUUGGAGAACAGGAUUGUGGCAAAUGUUAAAGUGUUGGAAAGGAGAACAUGUUGCAAAGCUACUUUCUCAUAGCUCUGUAGUGUACUGAAGCAGCAUGUUUCUAAACUAGAUCUAGUGAUCUGUUUCAGAUGUGUGUAUUUUGAUCCACUGUUCAUAAUUACCGAGGUCUUUGGGAGUUUCAAGCCAAUCCUAGUCCUAACCCUAUGUCUGAGUUAUACCCAGGAGUAGAACAUUUGGAAUUAAUGGACCAAAGAUAAUCAUGCCUAUCACUGGAUAGGCCUAAUGAUGGAUUGUUUAUCUAACUAACUAUGACUAACACUCAGUACAACCCUCAGUAAUAACCAAAGGGUCCAAUAUUAUAGGUUGGGAAAAGUCAAGGCAAAAAGACAUGUCUUUACAAGAUAUCUGAAGCAACUGCUGGAUAAUAGACAGUAGGGCUUUCCAGAGUGCAAGGGUGGUGACAGAAAAUUCCUCCUUUGAGGUGACUGUCCUGUGAUAUUCUGUAAGGUGCCAAUGAUCUAAGUGAUCUUAUAGGUCUGUACAAGGACAGGCAGCCUUUCAUGUGACUUGAUGCAAAUGUUUGAUAUAAGGGUAGCACUCUCAUUGACCUUAGUGGGACUUAACUGGCUGAAAUCCAAGUACUUUAGUAUUACUGAAUUGUGGAUCAGAACCAUCAUUCCUAAAAGCAUAGGAAAGGGGAGAAGGAUGAGACCCAUGGUGGAUUAACAGUGGAAUUGGGUUUCUUCUAGCUAACACUGCUAGAGGUUUGUGUGGUUGCUUUUUUCUUCUUCUUUUUUAACCAGAGCCAUAAUUUGGCCAGAACAGGAUGAGACUGGAAUGUGAAAUAUGCAACAAAUAUUACUGAAAGAAUUCCAUUUGGGGUCUUUCGGGUUUUUGUGUUGGUAAUUUAUCCAGGUUUUUGAAUGAUGUGUUUGAUAUAAUGGUGUUUAUAUAAGGUCUAAGGCAUUUUCACAACAUGCUUUUUAUGAAAAUGCUCUAUGUACAAAGAAUAAUAGUAAUGCAACUUGUGUGUAUAAAAAUUUCAAAUCUAUUUUGUUUUGUUCAGGCUAUUUGUAGGCCAAAAUCAGUCCAGGCUUGAAAUCCUCAGAAUGUUUACUCCAAGGUAGUCCCAGUGAAAUUAUGAAUCACUUCUAAAGCUCUAUGAAGUCAACAGAGAUACCCCAGAAGUCCUUGAUGAGCUUUAGAGGAAAGAUGUUUGUUUAUCCAUGAUCAGUCCAGUGAUCUGAAUAGUAAAAAUAUGCAAGUAAAGUUCACUUGGACAGUAGAUGUACUAAGAAUUUAGGAGGGAAAGAGCAUGUGAUCAACUCUUAAUCAAAAGCUAGGUAUUCUACAUUCAUGUUGGACAGAAUGUUGCAAUCAAGGCCACAUGUUGAAAGGUCUAUGAGCUUGACAUUUCAUUGGGACUGAUUUAAGAUAAUAUUUGAAUAAUACUUGGCUAGCCUAGUGGUUUUCAGAUGGAAUGCUGGGUUCCUUGUAGGUUCAUCUAAGUUUCCCAGGGAUAAGUCUUGCAUUGGAGGAGAAACCUUCCUUAAAGUUCUCUACCAUCAAUGGUCUUCUCUUACAAUGGGUUAUAUCCAAUACUAGUCGUGCUCAGAGUAGACCCAUUGGAAUGGAUGUACAUUACUAACUGGGGUCCAUUAAUUUCAGUGGGUCUGCUCUGGAUAUGGCUAAUGUUGUCUCGAAAGCACUGCACGGGGAAACAUUAAAACUUCUUGUGUAGCUAUGGUUAGAUCUAGAGGUCUGCGCAGCAACUCAUGCAAACUGGGUAUGAGACUUAGAGGGUUUCCCAGAAAGUGUUGCAGCAUGCAAUAGGUAAUGCAGAAAAAACUUAUUGGAGCUAGAAAGUUUGAAAAUAUGUGUUCUAAGCCCUAGCUAACACAAUAGACCUAGUUAUCUUGUUUGAUGAUAGGCUUUAGCCACCAGCCCUAGUGGCCAAAUAACUCUUAAUAUGCCUUCUUUUCUUUGUUUCUGAAUAAAACCUAGGGUUGUGACAAUCUGUCAUUUUGCCACCCAGUGGUUAAUAUCUGCUUUAAGUGGCCUGAGGGGUAGUUUUCCUACUGGUGGGAUAAGAGCUAUCCCAGUAGGGAGACCAGUUCUUUUUACACUGGGCAAAUUGUAUAUAGGGUCCCUUUUUUUAGCGCUUAAGAAACGUUUGUCUUGCAAAGUCCAGUUAACCCAGAUGGGACUGAAAUACAUGUGACCAUGCCUUUAAGAAAUGGGGGGAAAAUCUGUUUUAUAAAGUAUUUGGUUCUUAAUGUGAAUAUCUUGAAAUCUGUUAAGGAUAAUGUCCUGUAUUAAACAUGUAAAAUAAUGUUUGUCUAAGUAGCUAACAACAACAACUUCUACUACUAAUACAAUGAAGCAAAAUAUUACCCUGAAUGGGAGGUUAUUCAUGUUUGGAGAUCUGUUGUAACUCAAUAACCAAUUUGUUAAUGAUGUUGUACAUUCAAUAGAAGUUCUUUGGGAGGAAGCAUGGAUGUUGGAGGAUUUGUAUGUCUUUUUUGUGCCAGAUCUGUAUGUUGUGCCAUGUAUGUAAGACAAGAAUAAACUGCUACUUUCAUUCAUCCCAUCCC
Podarcis lilfordi (Lilford's wall lizard) is the source of this 40282-nucleotide messenger RNA. Lineage: Eukaryota; Metazoa; Chordata; Lepidosauria; Squamata; Lacertidae. The record is from the annotation of a GenBank genome assembly.